Messenger RNA from Alternaria atra, 1494 nucleotides. RefSeq lists its product as uncharacterized. Gene Ontology annotation, cellular component: mitochondrion; cytosol. Gene Ontology annotation, molecular function: mannokinase activity; ATP binding; D-glucose binding. The record is from RefSeq and is a predicted model, not a curated record. The transcript has 3 exons. Bases 1 to 1494 code for a protein of 497 amino acids. Gene Ontology annotation, biological process: intracellular glucose homeostasis; glycolytic process; glucose 6-phosphate metabolic process. NCBI's taxonomy places the organism in Eukaryota, Fungi, Ascomycota, Dothideomycetes, Pleosporales, Pleosporaceae.
AUGGUCCUACUAGGCGCAAGGAAACCACCCUCCCGCAGGGGCUCCAUGGCGGACAUGCCCAAGGAUCUGAAGGAGCAGAUCGACAAGUUGGAAGAUAUGUUUGUUGUUCCCACCGACAAGCUGAAGCAAAUCUCGGAUCACUUCGUUGGAGAGCUCGAGAAGGGCUUAUCGGAAAAGGGCGGAAGCAUUCCCAUGAUUCCCACCUGGUGUAUGGCCUUUCCCGAUGGCAACGAAACCGGCAGCUACCUCGCGCUCGACAUGGGUGGUACCAAUCUGCGUGUCUGCGAGGUUACUUUGACGGAAGAGAAGGGCGAGUUCGAGAUUAUCCAAUCCAAGUACCGCAUGCCAGAAGAGUUGAAGACCGGUACUGCUGAGGAGCUUUGGGGCUACGUUGCCGACUGUCUCCAGCAAUUCAUCGAAUACCACCACGAAAAUGAGGAGCUCGACCACCUGCCACUCGGUUUCACCUUCUCGUACCCCGUCUCGCAAGACGCCAUCGACCACGGAGUUCUUCAGCGAUGGACAAAGGGCUUCGAUGUAGCCGGUAUGGAGGGUGUAGAUGUUGUACCAGGUUUCAAGGCGGCUCUCGAAGAGCGUGGUGUACCCAUCAAGCUUGCGGCUCUAGUCAACGACACGACUGGUACUAUGAUUGCUUCCGCGUAUACCAACACCAGCAUCAAGAUCGGUUGCAUCUUCGGUACCGGCUGCAACGCCGCCUAUAUGGAGGAGUGUGGCGCCAUCCCCAAGCUGAAGCACAUGAACCUUGACCCCAAGCUGCCAAUGGCUAUCAACUGCGAGUGGGGCGCGUUCGACAACGAACACCAGGUCCUCCCAAGGACAAAGUACGAUGUCAUUAUUGACAAGGAGUCACCACGCCCUGGUCAGCAAUCUUUCGAGAAGAUGGUCGCUGGUCUGUACCUUGGCGAGAUCUUCCGUCUAGUCCUUCAGGACCUACACAAGGGUAACGAAUGCCACAUGUUCGAGGGCCAGAACACCAGCAAGCUCGACAAGCCCUACUCGCUUGACGCAGGUUUCCUGUCUCAAAUUGAGGAGGACCGAUUCGAGAACUUGCAAGAUACACACGAUCUGUUCCAGGAGAAGCUCGGCCUCGAUUGCUCCAAGCCUGAACUCGAGCUCAUCCGCCGCCUCGCUGAACUCAUCGGUACGCGCGCUGCCCGUCUUACCGCAUGCGGUGUCUCCGCCAUCUGCAAGCACAAGAAGUGGGACGAAGUUCACGUCGGUGCCGAUGGCUCCGUCUUCACAAAGUACCCACACUUCAAGGUCCGCCAAGCUCAGGCACUCAAGGAGAUCAUGGGCUGGCCGAACAAGUAUGGCAAGGGCAAGGGCGACCCCAUCGAGGUGCUUCCCGCUGAGGACGGCUCUGGUGUCGGUGCCGCCCUGAUUGCUGCGCUUACUGUUAAGCGCGUGCAGCAGGGUCAGCUGGCUGGUAUUAGGGAUGCGGAGACUCUUCUGUCCAUGGUCCCGAAGAAGUGA